AUGGCUGGAAUCUUUGUGUUUCCAAUAGACAAAAUCCUGAAGCAGAAGAGGAACUUGUUUAUCCAUUCAGUGGGUGAGGGUACAAUAAAUGCCUUGCUGGAUGACCUAUAUGAGGAUGGAGUAAUUAGCCAGGAGGAGAUGUAUAAAGUGAGAUAUGAAAAUUCCACAGUCAUGGAUAAGGCUCGAGUCUUGAUUGACUGCAUUAUUGGGAAAGGACCCAGAGCUUCCCAAAAAUUUAUCAAGCAUAUCCGUGAAGAAGACCCUGAACUUGCAUGCAAGUUGACUUUGCACUUAGUUUCUCAGAGCCAGGUCUAUGACAAUUACCAAUACAAUAAACAAAUCAUCCUUGCUGGGAAAGCAAUAGAGAAAACCCAUGGACAGAUGGACAGAUACUCCAUUGCAAGAAUGAAGCUUCCCCUCAAAAAGCUCCGCCUAGGCAGCUCUGAGCUGGAUAGCUUCAUAUUGAGAAUACUCAUGACACGGGAGUCAGUUGUACAGCCAUGA
Molecule: messenger RNA, 504 nt
Organism: Microcebus murinus (gray mouse lemur)
Lineage: Eukaryota; Metazoa; Chordata; Mammalia; Primates; Cheirogaleidae
Source: RefSeq, a predicted model, not a curated record